Caenorhabditis remanei is the source of this 474-nucleotide messenger RNA. RefSeq lists its product as uncharacterized. The record is from RefSeq and is a predicted model, not a curated record. The transcript has a single exon. NCBI's taxonomy places the organism in Eukaryota, Metazoa, Nematoda, Chromadorea, Rhabditida, Rhabditidae. The coding region runs from base 1 to 474 and encodes 157 amino acids.
AUGGCCCCACGACCAAUCCCCCACUCUACACUCUAUUCCUCGGCUACCCUUAUCCGUCCCCACCCUAUCCAGAAGGUCCAUCUCGAGACUUCUGCCGAUAAAGUUGCCAAGUAUUCGAAGAUUCUGAAGCACUCCAACUGUAGACAUGCUGUUAGUCAUGCUCUUCUCAGACUCGCCCAACUGAACUGCCCUUUGAAGGUAUUUGAGACAUGUAAGACGGAAAAAAGACUGCAGAGAUUCGAAGGAAAUGUUGAGUGCCUGUAUCAGGUCAAUAUUUUGAAGCGGAAAUUCGAGGAGCUCCGUCGUAAAGAAGAAUCCGAGAAGACAGGAAAGAAAACAGCUAAGUUGGAGUUGAAGGAGGAGGAGUACGAUCCGGAGUUCUCAGGAUCCAAAGGAACAAAGUCUACAAUUAUGGAGAAGUAUGCUGAGUACAAACCAACACCGAUUCGUAGAUUUCCAAAAUUCAAUCGAUAA